Messenger RNA from Anopheles merus, 2301 nucleotides. RefSeq names its product tRNA modification GTPase GTPBP3, mitochondrial. The record is from RefSeq and is a predicted model, not a curated record. Bases 46 to 1533 code for a protein of 495 amino acids. Gene Ontology annotation, molecular function: GTP binding; protein binding; GTPase activity. Gene Ontology annotation, cellular component: cytoplasm; mitochondrion. Lineage: Eukaryota; Metazoa; Arthropoda; Insecta; Diptera; Culicidae. The transcript is spliced from 4 exons. Gene Ontology annotation, biological process: tRNA wobble uridine modification; tRNA methylation.
AACAGAUGUUUGGUUUAAUAUAUCGUGAUAAACAGUCUAGGGAAAAUGUUGACCACUCGCUGGUACGGUGCAAUGUUGAUGAAACAGUUUUUUAAUACAACGGUACGGCAAACCGUACGAAAUAGCUCGACAAUCUUUGGUCUAUCUUCAGGUUUCGGAAAGUGUGGCGUAGCAGUAAUAAGAGUGUCCGGCUCAGCCUCACGUGCCAUCAUCGACAAAAAAACUCGAUUAAAGUCGUUUCCGGAACCGAGGCGAGCCGUACUGACAAAAAUAUUCCACGGUCAAACGAACGCAAUGAUAGAUCGAGGUCUUUUGUUAUGGUUCCCAGGCCCUCAAAGCUUUACCGGCGAGGACACGAUUGAGUUUCACGUCCACGGAGGCACGGCCAUAGUGUCCGCCAUGUACGACAGCUUAGCCACAUUUCCCGACACUAGAAUAGCGGAACCGGGCGAGUUUACCAAACGUGCGUUCUACGCGGGGAAGAUGGAUCUUACCGAAGUGGAAGGUUUGGCGGAUUUGAUCCACGCCGAAACGGAAGCGCAGCGGAAGCAAGCACUACGGCAAGCAAAUGGGCAGCUGUCGUGCUUUUACAACAAUCUGCGCUCUCAGCUCGUCCAGGCUAUUGCCAGCAUCGAAGCUUAUAUAGACUUUGCCGAAGAUCAGGACGUCGAUGAUAAUGUGCUGAGCGUAGCGGUGCAGAACAUUGAAGGCGUAAUCGGACAACUGAAAGCCCAUCUGAACGACAAUAGGCGCGGAGAACGGCUCCGGAACGGUGUGCGAACGGCCAUCGUUGGUGCGCCCAAUGUGGGUAAAAGUAGCCUGAUCAAUCUGCUCAGCCAGCGCAACGUGUCGAUCGUAACGAGCAUCGCCGGUACGACAAGGGACAUCGUAGAGUCGCACUACGACAUUGGUGGCUAUCCAGUGAUACUGGGCGACACUGCCGGGCUGCGGCAGGGCACGGAAGAUGUGGUAGAAAGUGAAGGCAUCGCACGUGCUCGAACGUAUGUGGAAAGUGCCGAUCUGUUGCUGUUGGUGGUGGACGCUUCACGUGUCGAAACGGUCGACCGAAUGGAUACUUACCUGCGGGAGUACAUGCAAACGCUUGGCCUUGACGCGGAUAUGAUGUCCCGCAUGCUGAUAGUGUUGAACAAAUGUGACUUACUGACUGAUGGAACACGGGAGCGGCUGUCAGCGCAUAACAACAGCUUUAGUUUUCUGUCCUGCCAAACGCAGUCCGGUUUGCCGGAGUUUCUCGAGCGGCUUAAAACACGUCUGGUGCAGCUGUGCGGUGAUCCUUCGGUCGAAAGUCCAACCAUCAGCCAGGAGCGACACCGCUACCAUCUGAAGCAGUGUUUAGCGUGCCUGGAGCGAUUCCGAGACUAUUUCCACGAAACUGGUCCAUCGAACCGGGAUCUGGCGAUUGUUACGCAUCACCUGCGGAAUGCGGUGCGUUGCAUCGGCAAGAUAACGGGCACGGUGGAGACGGAGGAAAUACUUGACGUCAUAUUUAGCACGUUUUGCAUCGGGAAAUAAAGUAAAGAAAAAAAAAAAAAGAGAACGCCACAGGUUUGGGUUGGAUUGAAAGCAGCCGAAAGCUCGCAUUGGUUAUCCAAUUAUAGCGAACAGUUUGCGAAACGAGGUUUUGAUAAACACCUAGCUUGUUUCUGUAGCGCAUUAGCUCUUUACAAUCAUUUUCUUUUCUAGGUACGGCUGCUCUGUGUGCCCGCUCAUAUCCGGUGCUGACAGGGCAAAGGAUGCCUGCCGUACUGGCACAGCAGCCCAGCCCUGCAGUCAUUUAACCUUGUUGAUAGUAUUUUCUCGGAACACACAUUAGCAAGGAUCAGCGCGUUUGAUCUCGUUAUGACCGCCGGGAGCACGUGAAGUGUGUACGUCUGUGUCUGUGUGUAUGGCGUAUCGUAACAUUGACGCACGGUGGACAUACAGGCGUGUCAGCAGCAGAAGGAUUAGCAUUUACAACCAAAAGGAAGGAUACAUCGUUGCUAAUGCUAAUGUUGUGUUGUGAAGCGAUGAGCUAUGUCAAACUAAACCUGUUUUAUCCUGGUUCAGCCUAACCUGUCUGCUGGGGUUUGGUGUAACUAGUGCCAUCGAACUGGUCAGCCUACCAGUGUCGAGGCACAAUUGUAGCUUUAUCGUACUUAAAAGAUGAAUAUGGUUAAGUAGUACUUACCUUUACCAUUAUUUUUGACAUUAACUUAAAAUCAGCUCAAAUAUGACGGUUCAGGUUUUCCCGUGGAGGCGCCUUGUACUUUAUGUUAGUUAUGUUAGAUAAACUGUUGAAAU